Molecule: messenger RNA, 1500 nt
Organism: Nanorana parkeri
Lineage: Eukaryota; Metazoa; Chordata; Amphibia; Anura; Dicroglossidae
Gene: P4HA3
Product: prolyl 4-hydroxylase subunit alpha 3
Exons: 10
Biological process (GO): peptidyl-proline hydroxylation to 4-hydroxy-L-proline
Cellular component (GO): endoplasmic reticulum
Molecular function (GO): iron ion binding; protein binding; procollagen-proline 4-dioxygenase activity
Source: RefSeq, a predicted model, not a curated record
AUGGUACGCUUGGUUCUUCCCCAUCCAAUACAAGGCAUCGCUAUCUCCUGGUCCAGGAUGCAGAUCUGUGGCUGUCGCUCUCCCAAUGUGGUUUUCCGGGAUGGAAUAUGGACGUGGGUCUUGUUUCUGUGGUUGGGAUUGGUAGAGCUCGCCUUAGCGGACAUGUACAGCUCCAUGGUGAAUAUUCAGCAGGCUCUGGAGACGGAGAAGGUGUUGAUAGAGCACCUGGGGACUUACCUGCAGGAGGAGACCUACCGGCUCAAUGACCUGCGCAGGUUCUAUGAGAAGGCGAGGCAUUACCAUGGGAAGACUCGUGCUCCGGUGUCAGACCCCGUUGUCGCCUACACCUUGCUGAAGCGGCUUCAGUCCGAGUGGAUGAAUGUCGUGGGCAGUCUGGAAGCUGGAGACAACAUCAAAGUUCUGAAGGAUGGCUAUGAGAAGAUGGAGAGACAUCUGCCCAUACUGGAGGAUGUGGAAGGAGCAGCCAAAGCCCUCAUGAGGCUCCAGGACGUCUACUCCCUGAAUGUGAAGGACUUGGCCAAAGGAGUCUUCCAGAGCGGACCGGACUCUCAUUACAAUUUCCAGUACAGGCCGGACCGGGUGUGCACCAUGUCAGCCGAUGACUGCUUCCAUAUAGGCAAGGUGGCCUAUGAGAUGGAGGAUUACUACCAUUCCAUUCCAUGGCUGGAGGAGGCAGUCAGCAUGUUCCGGGGUUCCUAUGGCAAAUGGUUGACUGAAGACAUGGGGUCCCUCGAAGAUGCUCUGGAUUAUUUGGCAUUUUCCUAUUACAAAGCGGGAAAUGUAUCUCAGGCGCUGGACCUCUCCAGAGAAUGUCUGCUCUAUGAUCCCGACAACCUGCGGCUGGCUGAAAACGUCGCCAAAUAUGAGAAGCUAUUGGAUGAGAAUCUGACCGCAGGAGAGAUGGAGGAGCAGCAGCUGCACCGACCCAACGUCACCCACCUGAGGACGAGGGAUCUCUACGAGGGACUGUGCCAGACUCGCGGGUCACAGCCGUGGUUGUAUGAAGAUCCCCGGAUGAAGUGCUCCUAUUAUACAAAGCACAGCCCUCACCUCAUCCUUCAGCCCCUGAAGAAGGAGAUAUUGAGCCUGGCCCCCUAUGUGGUCCUCUACCAUGACUUUAUCACCGACUACGAGGCUGAGAAGAUCCAAGGGUUGGCUGCGCCAUGGUUACACAGGUCUGUGGUGGCCUCCGGAGAGAAGCAGGCUGAGGCCGAAUAUCGGAUCAGUAAAAGUGCAUGGUUGAAGGACACUUUGGACCCCAUCAUUAUAAACAUCGACGUCCGCAUUGCCGCAGCCACUGGACUGAAUGUCCGACCUCCAUAUGCCGAGUACCUCCAAGUGGUGAAUUACGGGAUCGGAGGACAUUACGAGCCGCACUUUGACCACGCUACAUCUCGGAAGAGCCCCCUGUACCGCACCAACACCGGGAACCGGAUGGCCACCUUCAUGAUCUAUGUAAGUUAUGUCUAUGUGGUGGAG